AUGGAUAGUUAUCCGCGUGGUGAAAGAAACCACCAGAAUCGGUCACCUGCCGCAUGUGCCCGUGGUGAAAACCCCGGGGUUUUGUUGAAAUAUGGACGCGUGUAUGCAAGAAUCGAAAAGGAAGAACAGUCAACAAACAGAACAAAGGACAAAUGCUCCUUUGUUGUCCAACCAAAAGAUCCGAACGGACCACCAGACCGGGAACAACCUUGCAGCAAAUUAUUUGCGUUGCUGUUGACAUGA
This is a messenger RNA of Opisthorchis viverrini, 243 nucleotides long. RefSeq lists its product as hypothetical. Bases 1 to 243 code for a protein of 80 amino acids. The transcript is spliced from 2 exons. NCBI's taxonomy places the organism in Eukaryota, Metazoa, Platyhelminthes, Trematoda, Opisthorchiida, Opisthorchiidae. The record is from RefSeq and is a predicted model, not a curated record.